Esox lucius (northern pike) is the source of this 2545-nucleotide messenger RNA. RefSeq names its product BRMS1 like transcriptional repressor a (gene brms1la). NCBI's taxonomy places the organism in Eukaryota, Metazoa, Chordata, Actinopteri, Esociformes, Esocidae. The transcript has 11 exons. The record is from RefSeq and is a predicted model, not a curated record. Gene Ontology annotation, cellular component: Sin3-type complex. Gene Ontology annotation, molecular function: histone deacetylase binding. Gene Ontology annotation, biological process: negative regulation of transcription by RNA polymerase II. The coding region runs from base 452 to 1414 and encodes 320 amino acids.
CAGUGAACCGGGUACAUGCGCGAUUUAUAGUUUGUUUUUAGCUUAAAUUAUUUCAGGCUAGCUUGCUAGCUUUCCAUUAAAACGUUUUUUUUUUUAUCGUUUAUAAAACAAGAUUGGGUCAUUCUUUUGCUUUACUGUAAUAUAGUUACAUCAUUGUUUAGCUACUAAUUUAAUCAGAUGAACUCAUGGGCGGUUUUCGACAGCUACAGUAGCUUGCUAGCGCGAAAUCUUUAUUUCUGACGCAUUCAUUGGUUGUUUGUUGUUAUUUUUAUUAGCUAUCUAGCUAGCUAAUUAACUAAGCAAACGUAUAUUAUUUACACAGAUUCAGUAACGAUUGCGCAUGUAGCUACCCACCUCUAGUUGAAAGUAACACGUUUGAAAAAAGUUAAAACUACUGCACUUAGCUAGCUAUUAAACCUUCGCUAGCAUCUGGCAAAAGAAGGAAGAGAACAUGCCAAUCCAUUCUCGAGAAAAGAAAGAAAGUAACCAUGAGGAGAUCAUGGAAGUCGAUUAUCCCGAACAAGAAGGGAGCAGUUCAGACGAGGAUGACACUGAGAGCUCGUCCGUGUCAGAGGAUGGCGAUAGCUCAGAGAUGGACGAUGAGGACUGUGAAAGGAGAAGGAUAGAGUGCCUUGAUGAAAUGACAAAUCUGGAGAAACAAUUCGGAGACCUCAAAGACCAGUUGUACAAGGAGAGGUUGAGUCAGGUUGAUGCUAAACUCCAGGAGGUGAUUGCAGGCAAGGCCACGGAAUACCUGGAUCCCUUAGCAAAUCUGCAGGAGAACAUGCAGAUCAGAACAAAGGUUGCAGGCAUCUACCGGGAGCUUUGUGUAGAGUCUGUAAAAAACAAACAUGACUGUGAAAUUCAAGCUGCUUCCCAACACUGGGAGAGUGAGAAGCUGCUGUUGUUUGAUACAGUGCAGAGCGAACUUGAAGAAAAGAUCCGGCGGCUUGAGGAGGACCGGCACAGUAUUGACAUAACCUCAGAACUUUGGAAUGAUGAGCUGCAGUCAAGGAAGAACAAGAGGAAAGAUCCAUUUAGUCCAGACAAAAAGAAAAAGCCAGUUGUUGUGUCGGGACCAUAUAUUGUCUAUAUGUUACAAGACUUGGAUAUACUGGAGGACUGGACAGCAAUCAGAAAGGCGGUGGCUACUUUAGGACCACACAGAGUCUCAACCAAUAAGAAUGAAAAGCAUCAGCAUAAUGCUCGAUCAGAAGAGGGAAAGUUGUUUUAUGAUGGAGAAUGGUACUGCCGUGGACAAACGAUAUGUAUUGACAAAAAAGAUGAAUUUCCUACAAGUGCCAUAAUUACCACGAUCAACAACGAUGAGGUGUGGUUUAAACGACUUGAUGGCAGCAAAUCCAAGUUGUACAUCUCUCAGCUCCAAAAAGGCAAAUACACAAUCAAACACUGAUAAUUCCAAAGGUCAACUUGCAUUACUGAAACUCCCUCUCUAAAGUUCAGAGAAGCACUGUAUCUUCUGCCUUGUUUUAUAUUUUCGAUAGUACAAUGAAGUCUGAAUGAAGUGUUUUUAUAUGCUUAAAAUAAGAUUUAUAUGAACUUUUUUAUUCUCAUUUUUGUCAAUAUGAGAUGGGUUUGGAUCUUCAGUUGUGUCUAGGUGUAAGUAUAACAAUUUUCCAAUGCUAAACUAUUGGGCAAGAAAACUGUAAUGGAGAAAAUGUAUCCAGACUGAUUCUUUACAGGUUUGCCUUAAUAGUAGCUCAAUGCCAUAGGAUAAAAGUAAAAUAGAAUGGACCAACACUGUUAGAUCUAUAGAAAGCUACACAAACCUUGCCAAAUAUUUGUUAUUCUGUCUUGCCAUACUUGUCUUUGACAGUUUCACUUUUUGUAUUUUUUUAUUACUGGUACGGUACCUGAGAAGACUACUGUCUUAAGCAUGUUUUACAUCUUUCGAGGCUGUGUUAACUUGUUUUGUGCUGUCAAUUCUUAUAACAACAAUACCUCACUGCUGUGUAUUUGCUAGGACAGAACCACUGUCUUAAUGUACAGAGUAAUGUGGGCCUUCAUGUUUUGUUAAGAAGGUAAAUGCUCUCAGUUUGUAAACUACUUUUGCAUUUUUUUAGAGCACAAGCAGUGCUCUGAGGUGUAUAUAUUUUUUACACAUACCUUGGCUAUUAUCUCAUGGCAUGUGUGCUUGUGUUGAGCUACAUUUCUAUGUUAACAUUUGUCCAACUGAGAAAUAAAUAUUUCUAUAGUUGAUUUUACCUGGGCUUAAGAUAUACCCUAUACCACAAAGAGUUGGAGCAGUUUGGAGAUUGCAAUACGUCUGUCCUACCUAAACAGCAAUGUGUUUUCAUAUUACUUAGCCUAGAAAUAAUUUUUUACUUUUGCUAAAAUUAACAAAUACUUUAAAGGUGUAUUCUAGUGCACUAAUGUGAAUGUUGGUGUGAAAAUAAACCGUUAAAGGAAAAGGUAGUUGGAAUCUUGUGAGCAAGGUUGCAGCAAAUACAAUGAGAUCUUUUUAGCCUUUCGGGAGAAAGGAUCAAUAUGAAUGUAUUCGUAUUAAAGUAUUUCGAAUUCACAA